UGUCUUUGAUUUCUAAUCUACCCACACAACCUCAAAUCCGAUUCUCAAAUCACAUAGAACAAAUCAAAACAUCUUCAUCAUGGCCCCCAAGAAAGGCGCUGUCGACCUGACUUCGCCCGAGGCCGUGGCUCUCAUCACCCUCUUCCAAUCGACCGGGCUGAGCGAAUCUCGAGCUCGUAACACAGUGCAAUCGACCAAAUCGUCUUCUGCCUACUCUCGGCUCGUCGACGAAGCUGAUCUAGCUCGAGGGAACACCAAGUUGGAUGAGAAGCAGGCUGGGCUGUGUGCAGACCUGGCGGCGGCCUGCGGAUACGAGGCGGGAAAGGACAAGUUGCGCAAGGAGGAGGUGCUUUACGUCGCUGAUGCGAUCAAGGAAGGGAGAUUGAGGAGCACAGACCAGGUUUCAGCUGCUGUGACUUACCUCGAGUCCACCAAUGCAACUCGACCUGAAGGCAGCAGUCCCAUCGAUAAAGAUGCCUUUGACAAAGCUUGCGGUGUCGGCAUCUCUUUCACUCCCGAGUCUAUCGCCGAUUCCCUUGCCUCCUACCUUUCGAGCCUGUCUAUCGGGACCGACAGCGGUGAGAGCAAGGCCCCAACCGAUUGGAACAGUCUCAAGACGUUUAGAGGAGGUCUGAUGAAUGCCGUACCGGAUCUAAGAUGGGCAAAUGGAAAAGAUCUCGCCUCCGCCGUUGACAACCUUUUUGUUGGGCUGUUCGGCACUCGAGCUGCCGCCAAUGCCGCCGCGAAGGCCAAGCCUGCCGCCAAAACCACCACUUCCAAGAGUAACGCCGUUGUCGAACAAGUCUCCACCAACCCAGCCGCAGCUUCCAACCCUGUUUCUAUUUUCACCGAGGGUUUCCUUUCCCGUCUACAUGCCCCCGGCGAGAACCCCCAGAUCAACGAGGAGAACAAGAGGAGACAUCUCGAGGCUACCGGGAAGCGGGUGAUGACGCGAUUUCCUCCCGAGCCCAACGGUUACCUGCAUAUCGGCCAUGCCAAGGCCAUCACUAUUGAUUUCGGUUACGCCAAGCACCACAACGGUUGUUGUUAUCUACGUUUCGAUGACACUAACCCGGAUGCGGAGGAAGGAGUCUACUUUGACUCGAUCUUGGAGAUGGUCCGCUGGCUAGGUUUCGAACCUUGGAAAAUCACCUACUCGAGCGACAACUUCCAGAAGCUAUACGACUUUGCCAUGGAGCUGACUAAGAGGGGAAAGGCCUUUGUGUGCCAUUGCGAUAAGGAGACCAUGCAGGCCGCUAAAGGAAACGGUCGUGGAACUCCUACCGCCUGUAUCCACCGGGACCGACCAAUCGAGGAGAACGUGCGAGAGUUUGAACGGAUGAAGAAUGGAGACUAUCCCGAAAAGGCGGCCGCAUUGAGGAUGAAGAUCGAUCUAUCCAGCGGAAAUCCGUAUAUGUGGGACCCGGUCUGUUACCGUGUCAAGACGACGCCCCAUCACAGGACGGGAGACAAGUGGAAGAUAUAUCCGGCUUACGACUUCGCCCAUCCGCUGUGUGACUCUUUGGAGAACAUUACUCACUCCCUUUGCACUUUGGAAUUCGUGGAAGCGAGACAAUCGUACGAAUGGCUUUGUGACGCCCUGGAGGUAUACAAGCCCCGGCAGUACGAAACCGCCAGGCUCCAGCUCAACGGAACGUUCCUGUCUAAACGGAAGAUCCGGGCUCUCGUUGAGGGCGGCUACGUGCGUGGUUGGGACGACCCACGUCUGUUCACCCUGAUCGCCCUCCGUCGUCGAGGUAUCCCCCCGGCGGCUAUGCUCAGAUUCGUCGAAGAGCUAGGAGUCUCGACGAGCGACUCGGAGAUCAAGCUCCAACGAUUCGAAUCGGCCAUUAGACAGACGCUCGAGCUGACGGUACCGAGGUUGUUUGUGGUGCUCGAACCGGUCAAGCUGGUGAUCGAAAACGUCGCCGAGGACUGGUCUCAUACGGUCGAGAAGCCGCUGCAUCCCAAAAUCCCCGAGAUGGGCAAGGCUCAAUUGACCAUGCGCAAACACAUGUUCAUCGACAAGGACGAUUUCCGAAUCACCCCUCCCGCCGAAUUUUCUCGAUUGUCGCCCGGCAAAUCGGUCAUGCUGAUGGGCGGACCUUGCCCGGUGACAUGUACCGGCUACGAGACUGACGACGCUGGCAACGUUACCUCGAUCCGAUGCGCACUCGAGAACGGUACCGGGCCCAACGAGGACAAGAAGUUCAAGUCCAAGGACACGGUCGCUAUUCAUUGGCUACCCGACACCCCCGAGGGCAAGGUGGAGCUCGACGAGGUCCGCUUCUUUGAACCUCUCUUCAAGAGUGACAAUCCGGCCAAGCUAGAGAAUUACACGGAUGACAUCAACCCCGAUUCGCUCAAGGUGUAUACUGGGGCUCUGAUUGAACCGGCAUUCUUCAGCCUGUCCCGCUCGCUCAUCAAGCAAGCCAAGGAUGAAGCCGAGAAGCGGACCAAGGCCGCGGCGACGUUCUCGUCCAGCAACGUUGAUGCCAAGGCCGACGUGAAGGUUGAGAUGGGCACGAACGAUACCACCAUUGAGGUUCCGCACGACAGCGAUACGCCCGUAGCUACCGCCGCUCAGCUUGUGGGGAUGGAGUGCAUCCGAUUCCAGGGGAUGAGGUUGGCGUACUUUGCGGUCGAUAAAGAAGCCGUGUUGAGUUGCUUGAAUGACGACGACAAGACUGUGGCGGGCAGGCGACCGGGCGACAAGCUCAUCCUGAACAAGAUCGUCUCGCUCAAGGAGGAAAAGGGUAAAGUGGCCGCUGCGGCCGCCUAGGGCUCUGCCCGCUCUUUGCUAGCUUGUACAUGAUCAUCAAAUGACGACAUGCAUGUGGAUGCAGCAGUAUGAUCAUCAAGAGGCGGUUUCAGUGAGACCUGCUACAUAUCUCGACAACAUCCUCUCAUGCGACGUUUCCCGAGAAACGGCGAGAGGUAUCUGAAAUGACUGAACGCCUCAUAAACGUACAUUAUUUCCUUGUCUCGUUCCACGUGUGUAGCUCUGUUACAUAUAAAUGCGUGGUAUCACACCUAUCAGGACUCGCAUGUCAGAUCGUAAGACCCGUCACCAUGACAUGCUCACGAUAGCGUCUUC
Filobasidium floriforme is the source of this 3097-nucleotide messenger RNA. RefSeq names its product glutamine-tRNA ligase. NCBI's taxonomy places the organism in Eukaryota, Fungi, Basidiomycota, Tremellomycetes, Filobasidiales, Filobasidiaceae. Gene Ontology annotation, cellular component: cytoplasm; cytosol. Gene Ontology annotation, biological process: translation; glutaminyl-tRNA aminoacylation. The transcript has 9 exons. Bases 80 to 2782 code for a protein of 900 amino acids. The record is from RefSeq and is a predicted model, not a curated record. Gene Ontology annotation, molecular function: glutamine-tRNA ligase activity; ATP binding.